Molecule: messenger RNA, 1261 nt
Organism: Cucumis sativus (cucumber)
Lineage: Eukaryota; Viridiplantae; Streptophyta; Magnoliopsida; Cucurbitales; Cucurbitaceae
Product: mRNA turnover protein 4 homolog
Exons: 8
Coding region: 236-925 (229 amino acids)
Biological process (GO): nuclear-transcribed mRNA catabolic process; ribosomal large subunit assembly; ribosomal large subunit biogenesis
Cellular component (GO): preribosome, large subunit precursor; nucleolus
Molecular function (GO): RNA binding
Source: RefSeq, a predicted model, not a curated record
CCCUAGAGUGAAACACCACUUUUUCUCCGUUUGUUCCAUCGCUUGCCGCCAACUCUUCAACCAUAUUUGAUUUCUUUCUUCUUUCUUCUCCCUCUCCAUCGCCUCCAUUAUCGGUCCCCGGUUCACCUCUAUACUCAAUUUUCUUUCUCCUCCUCUUAUCUUCCUCUCUACUGUUGCAAAACUCCAUCUCAACGUCUGUAUCAACUGUCAAGGUUUUUUUUAGCAGCAAUACAAGAUGCCCAAGUCGAAGCGUGAUAGACCAGUUACUUUAUCAAAAACAAAGAAGAAAGGAAGGGACCACAAGAAAUCAAUGGUGGAAUUGAUCAGGCAGGCUGUGGAAAAUUACAACUCAGUUUUUGUUUUCACUGUUGAGAACAUGAGAAACCUCAAGUUCAAGGAACUCAGGGAGCAGCUGAAGUCAACUAGCAGAUUGUUUUUUGGAGCAAACAAAGUUAUGCAAAUUUCUCUUGGGCGAAGUGAUUCUGAUGAGAUUCGACCAGGCCUUCACAAGGUUUCUAAGCUUUUGCAUGGAAAUACUGGACUUUGCUUCACAAACCUACCAAAAGAAGAGGUUGAGAGGUUAUUUAAUGAGUAUGAGGAUUAUGAUUAUGCAAGGACUGGAAGUGCAGCCUCAGAAAAGGUUGAGCUUAAGGAAGGUCCACUGGGGCAGUUUAGCCAUGAGAUGGAGCCUUCUCUACGGAAGCUUGGAUUACCUGUUCGUUUGAAUAAGGGUGUGGUGGAGCUUGUAUCAGACUUUGUUGUAUGCGAGGAGGGCAAGUCUCUAUCACCAGAGUCAGCCGGAAUACUGCGAGCACUGGGGCUAAGGACGGCAAUUUUUCGGCUGAAUUUGGUUUGCAGAUGGAGUCCCGGUGACUUUGAACUUUACAUUGAUGGACCAGAAAAUUCUGAUGUGGAAUCUGCCUAAAUCUCCAACACAUAGGAAUCCAAAUUAUGAUAAUAUAUAUAUGAAUGCAAUGCCAAUGCAAUGAAUGGGUGCCCCUAGGAUUCAUUGCCAUGAUAUAUAUAUAUAUAUGUGUGUGUGAUUGGGAUUCCUUCCUUUUUUUUUUUUUUUCUUUUUUCUUUUUUGAUUUUGGUUUGUUUUUACAAGUUGUUGAGUGCACCCGGUCAUUUAUUCACUUAGUGUGUUCUUUAGUUCAACAACUCACAAAGAAAUCCUCAAUUUUGUUGUGUUAAGUGAGAUGGACAAUUGGGUAUUAUGAUUUGGUAGAUUUCUUCAAUAGUAUUAUUAAUCCUCACUCAA